This is a messenger RNA of Cylindrotheca closterium, 291 nucleotides long. The record is from the annotation of a GenBank genome assembly. Lineage: Eukaryota; Bacillariophyta; Bacillariophyceae; Bacillariales; Bacillariaceae.
AUGGUUGCUGAACUUGGACAAUAUCUUCAUGCAAUUGGGACGGAUUCCAACAGUUCUAUGGAACCCCAAAGUAUCAAAGCAAUUUACAUUGAACCUAUAAAGGGACAACGCACUGGGCACCGAGUGCUCAACCUCAAUACUAAGAAGAUGAUUUCCCAACCCAAGGUUGUUGUACUACCCGUUACCGACCAAGUAAUCCAGCGUGUUGAAGCUUGGGCUGCUGCCGAGGAUGACAUGGAACAAGGUUACUUAGAAGAAGCCUUUGAUCAGGACUAUGAACCUGAAGAUUAA